AUGGAGCCUUCUGCCAAGAGUGACCAACGACAAAAUGAAGAGGGCUACGAAGCCCAUCACGUAGAUUUGAACGCCAAUGUUUCGGGACAGAUUGAGAACCCUCUCGCAAAUAUCCCUCGAUCAAUUCUCCUCUCACAGGUAGAGGAGUUUGCCAAGGAAAAGGAUCUCGUCGAGUACACGGAAUUGCUGAAGAAGGGUGCCCUAGUUGCCCAAGACCCUACCAGCUUCGAGUCGAUAUCCGGGGAACUAGCCCUGAGCGAGACAGAAAUCAAUGAUCUCAAUGCCGAAAUCACACACAAGUGGCGCCAUCCGAGGACCUUGUACUUCACGAUCAUCCUCUGUUCUAUUGGUGCUGCCGUGCAGGGCUGGGAUCAAACUGGUUCCAAUGGAGCCAACCUUUCUUUCCCUGACGUUUUCGGAAUCGGAAGUAACAGCAAUCACGACAAGCUGAUUGUAGGUUUGAUUAACUCGGCACCUUAUCUUGGGUCUGCCUUCAUUGGAUGUUGGGUUUCUGACCCAUUGAAUUUCUAUUUGGGACGUCGAGGUGCCAUCUUCGUUGCCGCGAUUUUCUGUUUCCUUCCUGUCAUCGGCUCCGCGUUUACACAAUCCUGGGGUCAGUUGUUCGCUUGUCGUAUUCUUCUAGGCAUCGGAAUGGGUGCCAAGGGAUCCAGUGUUCCUAUUUUCGCUGCUGAAAACUCUCCUGCGUCUAUUCGAGGUGCCUUAGUCAUGAGUUGGCAAAUGUGGACUGCCUUUGGCAUUUUCCUGGGGUACAGCGCCAAUCUAGCAGUCGCCCAUGUCGGUACUAUUGCGUGGCGACUCCAACUCGGAUCUGCGAUGAUUCCAGCAAUCCCGCUUCUCUUGGGUGUAUACUUCUGCCCAGAAUCGCCUCGUUGGUUGAUGAAGAAAAACAAGUAUCCGCGAGCAAUGAAGUCUUUGCUGAGACUACGCAUCAACCCGCUCCAAGCCGCGCGUGACCUAUACUACAUUCACAAACAGCUCGAGAUCGAAGCCGCCGUGGUAGGAAAGAACAACUAUUUUACUCGUCUCAUCCAGCUUUUCACUAUCCCCCGUGUUCGUCGUGCUACCUUGGCUUCCUUCACGGUCAUGAUUGCGCAGCAAAUGUGUGGUAUCAAUAUCAUCGCCUUCUACUCCUCUACCAUCUUCGCCAACUCCGGCUUCAACGACUUCCAGGCGUUGUGGGCAUCAUGGGGUUUCGGCCUUAUUAAUUUCCUAUUCGCCUGGCCUGCAAUCUGGACUAUUGAUACCUUUGGUCGCCGAUCGCUGCUACUCUUCACUUUUCCCAAUAUGGCAUGGAGUCUCCUAACUGCGGGAUUGUGUGCAUUGAUUAGUACACAUCUCAAAGCUCAUCUAGCCCUAGUGGCGAUGUUUAUCUACAUCUUUGCCAUCUUCUACUCCCCGGGUGAAGGUCCUGUUCCAUUCGCUUACUCAGCAGAAGUCUUCCCAUUGUCUCACCGUGAGCUUGGUAUGGGCUGGGCUGUUGCUACUUGUCUGUUCUGGGCCGCUAUUCUUUCUAUUUUCCUUCCCCUCAUGUUGGAAACAAUGACAACCACGGGAGUCUUUGGAUUCUACGCAGGAACGAACCUUCUCGCCUUCGUCAUGAUCUUCUUCUGGGUUCCCGAAACCAAACAACGAACCCUAGAAGAAUUAGACUACAUUUUCGCCGUGCCCACCCGAGUCUUCAUGCGUUAUCAGCUCAAUAAAACGCUACCCUACUGGAUUCAACGCUACGUUUACCGCCGCAAGGAUGUUGUCCUUGAGCCAUUGUAUCAUUUGGGAAAGGUUAACCGAAGUGCGGACGCGGAUGUCAUUGCGGAGCAAGCUACCGUGCAACACACUGAGAAGUCGGCGACGACAGAGGGCACAGAAGACAUCUCAUCGCCUGAGGGUGGUCAUAAGGAGGUCGUGAAUUAA
Talaromyces amestolkiae is the source of this 1932-nucleotide messenger RNA. RefSeq lists its product as uncharacterized. NCBI's taxonomy places the organism in Eukaryota, Fungi, Ascomycota, Eurotiomycetes, Eurotiales, Trichocomaceae. Gene Ontology annotation, biological process: transmembrane transport. The transcript has 5 exons. Gene Ontology annotation, molecular function: myo-inositol:proton symporter activity. Gene Ontology annotation, cellular component: membrane. The record is from RefSeq and is a predicted model, not a curated record. The coding region runs from base 1 to 1932 and encodes 643 amino acids.